Molecule: messenger RNA, 2841 nt
Organism: Trifolium pratense (red clover)
Lineage: Eukaryota; Viridiplantae; Streptophyta; Magnoliopsida; Fabales; Fabaceae
Exons: 2
Coding region: 513-1901 (462 amino acids)
Source: RefSeq, a predicted model, not a curated record
CAGCAAAGGUCAGGGACGCUUUUUUCCAGCCCAGAAAUUUUUCUUUCCUUUCUUCUCUUUCUCUUCCUGCAAUACCACAGAAACAAAAGGAAAAGUUAAAACCUGCAACCUGCAUCACCACCUCAUGUCACAAUCUCUCUAACUCUCAAUUUUGUCUUUCCAUCAGCAACAAACCCUAAUUUUUGGGUAUAUAUAACAGGAGCCAGAGAAAAAAAUGGGGAGGAGAAAUUCAGAGAAGAAAAAAAACCAAAAAAACACAUUUUUUCAUCAUUUUUUUCAUUUUUCGAAAUCACACCAAACACCUUCUAAACUUCAAUUUUCUUUCACUAAUCCCUUCUAACACAUACCAGUAGCGAAGCACACAAGGAAAAAACGAAGGAAAACCGUUGAGAGAAGCUUACUCAAACUCCAAAAUUGCAAAGAAAAGAGUGAGUUCUAACUCAUCUAAGCAAGCUUCAAAACAAUCAUAUUCCCGACGCCAGUAUUGGACAAGAAACGUCACCAAACAAGUCAUGGAGAAUUGGCAAGACCAGCACGAUGCCUUGAAAGGCGAGGUGGCACAAUUGACUGAAAAGUUGGACAAGGCUCUUGAGUUGUUGAUUAAUCUGAAUAAACCAGCACAACCAGUUGUGGUUGAAACAUCGGUUCCUGCACCCCAAGGAGGAACUUCAGCAGUAAACACAGUUUGUCCAACUUUUGGUUUACCCGUUGGGCAUACUCCUCAGAAUCAGGCUGAAAUUCAACAGUCUCCUCAGAAUACCCAGACUAGGGUCCCUCUGAACCAACAAGGUUUUGUUUCACAACAAGAGAAUCUGGAUGAUCCCAGAAAUGCUUAUCAGAGUCCAGGGUUAUUUGAUGAUGUGCCAAAGGUUAAUUCUAAUGUUCCUCAGCUGGAGGAAGCUCAUCAGAAAUUCAAGGCUAUUGAAGACCGUCUAAGUAUGAUGGAAGGAGGUGAUUCCCUAGACUUUGCCAAUAUGUGUCUAGUUCCAGACUUGGUGCUCCCGCCAAAAUUUAAGGUCCCUGACUUUGAGAAGUAUAAAGGCAUCAGCUGUCCAAAGAAUCAUCUGAUUAUGUAUAGCCGGAAGAUGGCCUCCUUUGCUAGUGACGACAAGCUCAUGAUGCAUUGCUUCCAAGAUAGCCUCACCGGGGCAUCACUCAACUGGUACAUGCAGCUGGAAGGGAACCGAAUCCUGUCAUGGCGAGAUUUGGCAAAUGCUUUCAUUAAACAGUACCAAUACAACAUUGACAUGGCUCCGGAUCGUACUCAGUUACAAAACAUGUCCCAAAAGGAGGGUGAGCCGUUCAGGGUUUAUGCUCAACGUUGGAGAGAAUUGGCUGCGCAAGUACGUCCUCCACUCUUAGAAGCUGAACUAGUGGACAUAUUCACUAACACUUUGCAAGGGGCAUAUUUUGAAAGAAUGGUCGGAAGUGUUUCGUCUAACUUUUCAGAUCUGGUGAAGAUAGGAGAGAGGAUUGAAAUCGGGAUUAAGAGCGGUAAGAUCCAAACCAAUUUGGGUAACCAUAAUACCUCGAAGGAGCCUGCAAACAGUUUCGUCAAGAAAGAAGAGGGGGAAACCAAUGUUGUUACUCACAAGGGGAGAGUUCUUAAGCCAAUCCCAAUGCCUUACAGCCAGCUCUUACCAUAUUUGGUGCACAAUGGGAUGGUAACCCCAAGGGCCACAAAGCCAAGAACCGCGCCAUUCCCUGCGUGGUACAAUCCUCAAGCCAAGUGCGAAUAUCAUGCUGGGACAGAAGGUCAUUCGGUAGAUAACUGUCAGUCCUUCAAGAACAAGGUUCAAGAUCUGGUGACUAAGAAAUUGUUGACCUUCAAAGAGGGAGAGCCAAACAUACAAGACAAUCCGUUGCCCGGCCAUGCGGACCCAUCUAUGGAUGCCAGUUGACAAGCUUAAGGGCUAAUUAUCGUUAGACUGUUCUCAUGUUUGUAAUUCUCCUAUUUGCAAGAGUUUGAUUUGUGUUUAAACUUGUUUAUUCGCAAUAGUAAUCAAAAAUGGAAUAAUAAUGCAUGUUUUGAAUUAAUCUUUUCAUGUUCAUUCACUUUUUUCUUCUUCUCCACAAAAGCAAUAAUUAUAUAUUUCACUCAUUUCAUUUCUUUCAUUAUCAAAUCUGUUUGAAUAAAGAUUGGAGGGAGGAUGAUGUAAAACGAAAUAACCAAAAUUGCUACAGUAUGCUUUCGGAUAAAACUUUGCUGAUGAUGUAAGGCAUUGUUUCAAUCCUCAAACACCGGAGAAAUAAGGAAGAUAAUCCGUAGUCACCCCUGUUGAGCCUAGAAGUUGGUGUUUCUUUUCUAUACGAAAAAACCCGCAUUUUUAACCCGGGGCAGGGUAGUGUUCAGUUAAUUCAACCAUGCGUUCGAGUUUCAAGAGAAGAACAUCUCAUUCGAGGAUCAAUCACAUUUCCUUCCUUGAACACAUCACACAAUCUCAAGGAAAUAAAAGAGAGUCAAAAAGAGAAUUUGUUUUCAUCGACCUUUAUCAAGGCAGUCACAAUUCUCCAACAAAAAGAAGAAAGAAAAGCCCGCUAAGUCAAAACUCAAAAUGACUUAGGCAAAAAUUAGGGCAUCCCGGUGGAUUAAAAACUCAAAAAUAGUCCAGGCAAAAAUUAGGGAUUACAAACAAAAAAGAGUGUCACCAAUGAAGUCAAAAUCAUGUGACCAAAACAAAAAGUAAGUGACUGUCACGUCAAAGAGCAUCACUGACCUAUAAGCCAUCGUAUCCUCACCAUCACGUUUCCAAAAUCUCUUGGAACUUGAGAGCAUAGGUUGAAUUAAUUGAACGUAGGACUGAAGAACAUCAAGGAGAAUGGGUUGGGUUUAAAAUACAA